This is a messenger RNA of Antechinus flavipes (yellow-footed antechinus), 4322 nucleotides long. RefSeq names its product solute carrier family 25 member 51 (gene SLC25A51). The transcript has 2 exons. Bases 299 to 1207 code for a protein of 302 amino acids. The record is from RefSeq and is a predicted model, not a curated record. NCBI's taxonomy places the organism in Eukaryota, Metazoa, Chordata, Mammalia, Dasyuromorphia, Dasyuridae.
GUAAUAAAUGUUCAGAGGGGUGAUUUGAAUCCCCAUUCAUUGAAGCCAGGGCUCUUUUUACUGUCCUUUGCUGUGUGUCAAUAAAUACCAAAGGUAGAAUUUGAAACCAGGUCCUAAUGGAUCAUCUUAUACUGUUUUGUAUUUGUAUUGAUAAUUUAUGUGUUUUAAGUUCCUUGACAGCAGGAACUGUCUUUUUUUUUUUCUUUUACAGAUCAGUUCUGAGAAUAUCUAGCUUCAUGUCAUUAAGAAGCAAAAUUAGGAUGGAUGGACAUCCUGUUGCAGUAAAAAAUACUCCCAUAUGAAGAAGACUUUCUUCAAUAUGAUGGAUUCAGAAGCUCAUGAAAAGAGGGGAAACAUCCUGUCGCCUUCACAGCAAGAAAUAUCACCUCAUGCUGUUAAUGAUUUUAAGCAUUACUUUUGUGGCUGCUGUGCAGCCUUUAACAAUGUAGCGAUCACUUAUCCCAUUCAGAAGAUCCUUUUCCGCCAACAGCUGUAUGGACUUAAAACCCGAGGUGCCCUAAUUCAGUUACAGAAAGAGGGAUUGCGAAACUUAUACAGAGGAAUUCUGCCUCCAUUAAUGCAAAAGACUGCAACAUUAGCACUCAUGUUUGGUCUCUAUGAAGAUUUCUCUUCCAUUCUCCACCGGCAUAUCAGUUCUCCUGGAAUUGUGACUCGAAGUACAGCAGCUGUUCUGGCUGGAGCAACAGAGGCCCUUCUUACACCACUGGAACGUGUACAGACAUUGCUGCAAGACAACAAGCAUCAGGAUAAAUUUACAAACACUUAUCAUGCUUUCAAGGCUCUGAGGUCCUAUGGAAUUGGAGAAUAUUAUCGAGGUUUGAUACCUAUUCUUUUUCGUAAUGGACUCAGCAAUGCACUGUUUUUUGGUCUCCGAGGACCCAUCAAGGAACAUUUGCCUGAAGCAAAUUCUAAGAGUGCUCAUUUGAUUAAUGAUUUUAUCAGUGGAGGUCUAUUGGGUGCCAUGUUAGGAUUCUUGUUUUUUCCAGUGAAUGUUGUCAAAACUCGAAUGCAGUCUCAGAUUGGUGGGGAAUUUCAGUCUUUCCCCAAGGUUUUUGGAAAAAUCUGGCUAGAGCGUAAUGGGAAAUUGACACAUCUUUUUAGAGGUGCCCAUCUGAAUUACCAUCGAUCCCUCCUAUCUUGGGGCAUAAUCAAUGCAACUUAUGAAUUCUUGUUAAAGCUUGUAUGAAAAAUGUCAUCUAUAAAUCCCAGUAAUAAGUUCAGUAGAACUUCUAAGACGACUUCAGUUAUACCUUGGUUAUUAACAUUGGCUGAAUAUUAGACAGUGUCAUAAACCAAACUGAGCAAGAUGAAAUAUGAGCAAAUUUUUCUUUGGGACAAAAAUUGAAAAUAAAGAUUUAUGGGCAGGAAAGUUAAAUUAUUUUUAUCAAUACUUGCUAGGUUUAGAUUUUUGUUAUUAAUUACCAUCACUGUUGAUGGAAGGGUUCAAAGUCCAAGAAGUGAUUUUUUUUUUUAAUGGAAAUUCUUUGAACUAUAUUAAAACUUGAACUGCCAUGAACAGCUGGAGAAGAGUCCUAAUAUCCUGAGAUUUCUCAGGCUUUUUUGUGCUUCACUUUCUUGUUUACUCUCUGAAGCUGUAUAAAAUGAUCUUUAGUUUAGUGAAGCUUCAGAACUUAGAGGAUCAGAGAGGAAAGCAAAAUAAAGAAGAGAAGCAGCUCUAUUAGGUACAGGCUUUUCAUGAAAAACUGCCUCCCUUCAUUGUAAAGCCAAAUGUAUAGUUACCAAAAUUGUGUUGCUUUUAAAUCACCUAGUAUUUUAUUUGUGGUGAUGUAAUUGAGCAAUUUUUAUUCAAAACUUUGUUCUAAAAAAUUCAAAAUUUAUAGCCUCCAAUUUUCUUCAUUAGAUACAUUUCUCUUAUUGAUCCAAAAUUUAUGUUGAAUCUUUCUUGAAUAACUUUACAUGUUGAUUUAUCCUUUUUAAAGUUAAAUUUCAUCACAAAAAAUGAGACCUGAAUCUUAAGUUUGUCCUUUGAUACAUUUUCAUUCCAUUUUCACAUGGCAUAGAAUUGUUUCAUUGAAUUAAUGCUUCAUCAGCACAGGUGUUUUGUUUCCUUGAAAUUCCACUAACUCUUUUCUAUAUCCAUUCUUCUUUCCCCCUUUAAGGAGCAGCUUUAGUUAGUUACUACUUUAUCUCCACCUUUGUUGUGCUUUGCAAAAGUUCAUUAUUUUGUAGCCUAUGCUUUUUCUGAUUUCAAAAUAUGUGAAAAAAACAAACUCUUGCUUUCCAUAAUACUAACUAAUUUUGACAUUCACUUAUUAAAUUUGUGUUGGGACCCAAAUUUUAGGUUUUCUUGAUGAAACAUAAAACUCAACCAAGUUUUAAGCUCCUGGGUAAGACUUUAGAAUUGUAGCAAUUGAGGCUAACUACAUAUCUUGACAGCUAGUAGCUACAUAAGUUGGAAAUAUCAUUUAUAGUAGAAAUGGGUUUUAAACAUUUUUCCCAGAUAAAUAUGAUUGAAAUGAUUUUCAUAAAUCAGAAUUUUAUCAAUGAAAACAUCCUGGAAAAAUUAUCUUAGCUACUAAAAGAGUUACUAAAUGUUAUUUAAUUAAGUUGGUUUCUGAAAUCAGUGACUUUUCAAUUUAAGAGAGUACUGCUGCCUCCUUAUUUUAUGGGAAUGAUGUUGUAAAGCAACAUGUCCUGACCUUGCCAUUCAAAUAUUUUAAUAAUCUAUGAAAAUCUGUGCUUAAAAUCAAGGUAUUGACAAAUGACAGUUUAUUAAAAGUGUUGCAGGAGAGUAGUUAGUGAAAGAGCCAAAAAAGAUACAUAUUUCUAAAUACAAGUAUAUGACUGGCUGAACUAGAGAAUUUGACAUUUCUCCAACUAUAUGAGAAUCCAGCAAACAUCAUUUUUAAAAAUUGCUUUAUAUAACAGCAUUAACAUCCUUAAAAAAGCAGCUAUUUUGUUAUGCUGGAAAUAAAACUAAUAUUAAUUAUCAACACUAUUCAGGUUAAAUGUUACCACUUCAGAUCACUAAAUACAUGUUUAUCGCAACCUAAAGCUUACUUAAUAAAUGGAAGAUGAUUUGAGCAAAUGGAGUGGAACUUUUCAGAAUUUAAAUUUUUUAAAAAAUGUUUGAGGUAGGCCUUGACUUUGGCCAUAUAUUCAAACUAAACUUUUGGAAAUAUUACUAAAUACUUGCACUUAAGUAUGCAUGCAUUGUAAAUUAUUUCCCCCUCCAUUGUACAUUGGGACUGUAUUAUCUUUAUCUUGGCCUAGUCCUGUGUUUACACUCCAGGUGGUAGAAAUUGUGUUCUUAUGCACUUUUGUAGACUGCAAAUGAAAUUAGAAGUCAGAGAGAUUGCCUAGUUUUCCCUCUCUAAAAAUGUGUUUAGUUUGCGUUAUUAUUUUUAAAAAAUAAACAAGUUGGCUCAUGGAAUAUUUUUAAUACUCCUAACUCUGAUGUUACUUUGGAUUUCUUAUCACUUUUCUACAGCAUGUGAAAGCCAGAAUGCACAUAUAUUUGAAGUUGACUUUGCAUCACACUAGACAGCUUUAAUUUGACAAAAGAUUGAAUGAUAUCUGUGUGGAAUAUUUAGCCAUCUGCUUUGUUCUGGACUUUAAAAAAGUAAUAGUGAGCUAGGCAAGAAGUGUUAGUCAACUUCAGCGUAACUGCCUGCUUUCAAAUUUUUGACGAGGUAAAUGUUGAUUGGAUAAUUUUAUCUGAAAAGCUUUAAAAGUGUUCUUUGUAUCACCCCAUUGUCUACUUGGGAACAUGAGGGUGCUUUUGUUUUUUGCCUUUUUGUGCUACUUAAUUUCUAAGACUUCCAGAAGUUAUGGUUUUAUAUGUGGAGUCUUAAAAGUUUCUAUGUGCUCUCAAUGUAGUAAAACAGCCUUUGUACAUUAACAACUUCUACUGCAUCUCUACUUAUUUAUGGGUGCCAAGAAAAAUGGGUUUAAACAAAUAUAAUCAGCAUUCAUCUUAGCUAAGGUUGUAUAUACUGUGUAAUAUAUGUUGUGAACAGUGCUGUAAAGUGGGAUCUUUUGGAGAACUGAAAUUCCUAAGUUUAAAUUACUGUAAUGAUACUUGUAUUACAGUGCAGCAUAGUAAAAAGAUGAAAAGUGUAAAAAGGGGAAAGGGCAUAUUAAUAAAACGGGGCUUAUAGUAAGCCAAUCAUGUUUUAAAAGUAGAUUGAUUCAAUAUGGAUGAAAUAUUAUAUGUACCUGGAUGGUUAUCAGUCAUGAAGUAAAAUUUGCAGUAAAAAGGGAAUGGGGAAAGCACUUGGAUCCAAUUUUGCUUUUUAACUUCAAUAAAAGAUAUCUCCAUUUGUUUUCUGAUGAAGAAA